Molecule: messenger RNA, 854 nt
Organism: Cucumis melo (muskmelon)
Lineage: Eukaryota; Viridiplantae; Streptophyta; Magnoliopsida; Cucurbitales; Cucurbitaceae
Exons: 1
Coding region: 122-652 (176 amino acids)
Cellular component (GO): oligosaccharyltransferase complex
Source: RefSeq, a predicted model, not a curated record
GCUAAAUUUCAACAAUUAUUUGCCACACUCGCAGUUGAAGAAGAAGAAGAAACCCCAACUAAAAUCACACACCACCAAAUCCCACCGCGGAGGAUCUUUGAAUCCACUCCAGCCGAUUAAAAUGCCUCCCAAAUCCGAAUCCUCCGCUCAGAUCUCUUCCUCCGCCGCAUCGGCGGAUUCUCCGAUCUCCUCCGUCGACCCCAUCUUCCAUAUCCUCCGUAUUCUCCCAUUUUCCUUCCUACGUCCUCCGCGCCUCCGCCUCAAGCUUCCGACCUUUACCCUCCCUUCUCCAAUGACCGUCUACGCCCUCGUCCUCCUCACUUAUUUCAUGGUCGUCUCCGGUUUCGUCUACGAUGUAAUCGUCGAGCCUCCCGGCAUCGGAUCCACUCAAGACCCGGCGACCGGAUCCGUCCGACCCGUGGUUUUUCUUCCGGGUCGCGUCAAUGGCCAAUACAUCAUCGAGGGGCUCUCGUCUGGGUUCAUGUUCGUACUGGGUGGAAUCGGAAUUGUGAUGAUGGACCUUGCUCUUGAUCGGAAUCGCGCCAAGAGCGUCAAGGUUUCGUAUGCGUUUGCUGGGAUUUCUUCUGUUGUUCUUGCAUAUGUAAUGAGUAUGCUUUUCAUCCGCAUUAAGAUCCCUGCUUACCUUCGUUGAUAUAUAGUAGAGAAAUUUAGGAUCUACGUCGGAUUACUUGAAACCCCCCUUUUGUCUCGAGGAAUGAAAGAACUUUUUUUUUUGCAGCUUUUGAUAUUCUCUGUGUAGGAAGCCUUAUUUGAUGUUACACAUUAUAACAUUAUCAAUGAACUAGGCUUUUGUUAUGUGUUUCUUAUUUAAGAGCAAGUUGCUGUCUGAAUCA